This is a messenger RNA of Aspergillus thermomutatus, 1632 nucleotides long. RefSeq lists its product as uncharacterized. The coding region runs from base 1 to 1632 and encodes 543 amino acids. The record is from RefSeq and is a predicted model, not a curated record. NCBI's taxonomy places the organism in Eukaryota, Fungi, Ascomycota, Eurotiomycetes, Eurotiales, Aspergillaceae. The transcript has a single exon.
AUGGACGAGUCGGCUCUUGUUGCCUCAACUUCAGAUGAGGCGGAGAAUGUGAUGCUAAAGGACCUCAACCAAGCACUGUCGCGGAUUCACUCAUACGAAGAGAUUCGGCUGUUCAUAGCAGGCACACCCAACUUCGGCCAUCAGGCAUCGUCCGUUAAUUUGCUGCUACGCCUGUCCUGGGACUACGCUUAUGCAGGUCUGAUCACAGUGGUAUACGACCCGGGCAACCCGAGAAAUGGGUGGACAGUCCCAAAGCUACGUCGACUCCUACACCGCCACAUCGAUCCUGCGGUCUCGGAAAGCCUGCCACAGCGAUUGCACCUUGCGCGGCUACAGUGGUUCUCGGAUGAAGAGUUCGCCGCUCGCACCAGCGAAAGAGUAGACUUUGGUAUGACGGGGGGUGCCGAGAUCGGGAGGAUCUAUCGCUGCAGCCUUGCGGACAUGCUGAAUGUGCGAACAGCACUGAAGAUGCAACCAUUUCAGUGGCCGUGGUGCAGGGAUGGCAUUGACUUCUGCACCCAAAGCAAUCAGCCGCCAGUUGACUUGCUGAGCGACGAGUAUCUAGGCUGGAGAUUGUUCCACCGGGCCUACCGGCUCCCCAGCGUCCUGCAUCAUCCGCUGAAAGCCAAUUGUCAAAGCAAGAACGAUGCUGUCGUGCAGCAGCUUCUCACCGUCAAAGCCCGAGUCUCGGGAACGUCACUGUCCUGCUUGUACGGCGUACGGCGAGAAGGUGUCUGCCGAGUGGACCCGGCCAAUCUUCUUUAUGUAUACUUCCUGGCGCUUUUCCGCGCAUUUUCACGACGGGAUACGACCGCAACAACUAACAUGCCUCACCGCCGCAUUCUGGUGGUCAAUUUUGACGACCUCUGGAAUGACGCCUUCACCAGGCUGGAAGCCUACGUAUAUGGUCAGGAUCCUCUGUCCACGUCUGAACAGCCGGUGUCACUUCCAAUCUCCGGAAACCUCUCCAACUGGAUUCGUUGCAUUCGCACUCCCGAAGACCUACCGGCUGCUAUCAACUGGUCGGAUGAACCUCGACCGCAAGAUUCGGCUUCUGAUUGCCAAGCAUGCAGCGUCAAGAUAUUAUACGUUCAAGUCGGGUUCGUAUCUCCAGAAUCAUUCGUCGAGGUCCUCCAACACGCCGAUUUGCCUACCAUAUUCGAAGGCCAGCAUACGGCAUCAGCGGUGGCCUCGCUGGGAAAACCAUACCUCAAACUACGGGAUUCGGUAAUCAAUAAUCCUUCCCAAGUCCUUCGGAUACCAGAUGACACCUGUCGGCACAGUGAUGUGGUCGACCGAAUCCAGGCGGCCAGCCUUAAUCUUCAGCUGGGUGCACUGCGCGAAAUGGCCCUCGAAGAAUCGGUGGAGUGUGUCUCUCAUUUGCUUUUCGAGUGUACGGAUCCUUCUAGUCCUUUGCACAUCUACCUUAAUGAUCUAGAGGCAUACUAUCGACAAAGGGGGGCGGAUAAGUUCGAGACUCUCCUGAGUGCAUGGAACAAGUACGGUUUCCUCAAGCAGUCCGCCGGCAUGAAAGGGACCCAUGUCGACAUUACGCCUGGGGGCCCUGGGAAGCCAAAAUUGCAUAUUGAAGAGACCCGGGAGCUGCUUUUCCAGUUAGGCCUCCGCAACUAG